AGUCCUGAAGGAUUAGCCUCCACAGUCAGCAGCCCAACAACACACGCUCAUCAAUGGCCGGAGUGUGAAAACACCAGGACAUCUACAGUGUUUAAACUUUUCCACCUCAGUGACCUUUCCUCGGUUCACCAUGGCGACGCUGGAGGAGGAUCUGACCUGCUCCGUGUGCAGAGACACCUUCAGUCCAUCACAGCCUCUGCCCUGCGGCCACAGCUUCUGCCCCGCCUGCGUUCGUGAAUCCUGGAGCGGAUGGAAGCGCUUCACCUGCCCCCAGUGCCAGGAGGAGCCCGGCGACGUGCUGUGCGACUGCUGCCCCCCCGAAAAAGAGGGACGAGCGGCCGUCAAGACCUGCCUGAGGUGUGAGGUGUCGCUGUGCGCCGAACACCUACAGCCCCAUCUGGAGAGGCCGGCGUUCAGCACCCAUCUGCUGGUGGAUCCUCUGGGUGACCUCUCCCAGCGGAGGUGUCCAACACACACUGAGGUGUUCCGGUACUACUGUGCUGAUGAGAGGGCCUAUGUGUGUGGAGACUGUCUGCUGGAUGGAGGCCACGCUCAGCACAAAGUGAAGGCUCUGAGGCAGGUGGAGGAGGAUCUGAAGGUCAUUCUCCAGACGCUGCUACAAAGGGCAGAAGAGAAGCUAAAAGAUGGCGAAAAGAUCCUCAAAGAGCAUGAGAAUCUGGACAUCACCAUGGCUGACUCUCUGAAGAAGGACGACGAGCAGGUGGAUCGGCUUGGCUCAGACCUGCAGGUCCAGGUGAAGAAGCUGGUGACGUCUCUGAAGGAGAUGACCACCAAGCAGAGGCAGCAGCUGACUCAGCGGGUGCACGACGACUGCUCCAAAGUGAAGGAAGACAUGAGCCAGACGCUGAACAUCCAGCACUACCUGGCCUCGCUGCUGGCAGAGACGGACCCCUUCCUGCUCAUUUGGGCCUUUCAAUCAGAUGAUACAAAAUUAUUAGGAGACCUGAACAGUCCACCUUACAUCCCAGAUCCUGUUAGUCUGGACAGGAAGCCCAUCCUGGAGGAUAUAGAAUAUAAAUACAGAGAGUUCAUCACUGCCACACUGCGCUGCCUCAGCGAACUCAAAAGGGAGCUCUUGACCAGUCCGUUAUCCCUGGACACAAACACAGCUCAUCCUCUGUUGAGCAUCUCCGACGAUCUGCGCUCAGUCGUUCGAGUUAAAAAUCGCCUCCCCUGUGCUUCCCACCCUGAACGCUUCGACCACUGGCCACAGGUCCUCACCGUCCAGGCCUUCUCAUCUGGGACCCACUACUGGGAGCUGGAGGCUGAGGGCUUCUGGGAUAUCGGCAUCUGCUACAGGAGUAUAGGACGGAAGGGGAAAGAAGGCAAUGCGUUUGGAAACAACAAGGUAUCUUGGAGUUUGACGCAACAACACGACAAGAAACUGGCCGCUUGGCACAACCGCAGGAAGACCCGCCUCGCCUACCAAAUGACAGGAAACCGAGUUGCCAUCGCCUUGGAUUACGGCGCCGGUACCAUCACCUUCUCUGAGGUGGAACCGUCCGGAAAUCUUAUCCACCUCCACAGUUUCUCGGCCACAUUGACCCAGCCCGUGUGUCUGGGCUUUGGACUCUACAAAGCUGAACUAAACAGUCGAAUCUCAGUCAUCAAAGUCUGAGGCAGAAGAGGAGGAGAAUCCAGAGGAGAAUGCUGCUGGUUUGACUUAAGGCCGAUACACCGACAGACCUGCACUUUUGGUUUUUUAGGCCCACUAUGAUUAACAAAAACUAAGACUGAAAAUAAAACUAGCAAAAAAUAACUUACGGACAUAAAAAAUAAGAACGUGUGAAAACCAAAACAACAUGAAGAAAAAUGAAACUGAACUGAUGAUUGCUGAUAAAAUAAUAAUCAGCUUUGUUUCCCCACUGUUAAUAGUUCAGGAUGUACAAUAAUUAACAGUACAACAGUUUUAAUGUGCUAUCAUGCAUUUUUUCCUUCUGUAUUUUCAGCUUUCGAGGUGUCAAAGCUUUCCUCAUAAUACCUCAAAUACUGAAAUGAACACUGAAAGGCUAAACUAAAGCUAAUAAAUCCCUCA
This is a messenger RNA of Sphaeramia orbicularis (orbiculate cardinalfish), 2056 nucleotides long. RefSeq names its product tripartite motif containing 110 (gene trim110). Bases 131 to 1639 code for a protein of 502 amino acids. The transcript is spliced from 8 exons. Lineage: Eukaryota; Metazoa; Chordata; Actinopteri; Kurtiformes; Apogonidae. Gene Ontology annotation, molecular function: zinc ion binding; protein binding. The record is from RefSeq and is a predicted model, not a curated record.